AUGGAAGCCCUCUGCAACUUCUCCUUGCCUUCUUUUACGAACGUUCGUCACCUUUUCCCGCUGAAUCCUCUGAGCAACCAAAAUCACCCCACUUUCAAAUUCAAAUCUACAGCAUUCUCUCCUCAAUCUCAAUCUCAAUCUCAAUCUCAAUCUCAAACACCCACAGGAAGAAAGCACCGAAAACCGCCAGAUUUCGAUGAAAAAGAUGCAUUCCCAUCAUCCAUACCACUCCACACCAAGAACCCUAAUGCUAUUUAUAAAGAUAUUCAAAGAUUCGCCCAGCAAAACAAGCUCAAAGAGGCUCUCACUAUAUUGGAUUACUUGGACAAACGUGGUGUUCCUGUAAACCCAACUACAUUCUCCGAGCUUAUCGCUUCAGUUGUUCGAGUGAAGUCAUUAUCCGUUGGCAAAGUCAUUCACACUCACAUUCGAAUCAAUGGGCUUGAAAAUAACGAGUUUUUACGAACUAAGCUUGUUAAUAUGUACACAUCUUGUGGGUCGGUUGAAGAUGCUCGGCAGCUGUUCGACGAAAUGCCAACAUCAAGUGUCUACCCUUGGAACGCAUUGCUUAGAGGCAAUGUGAUUAUGGGUGGGAGGAAGCAUCAUGACAUUCUAAACACAUUUUCAAAAAUGCGGGAAUUGGGGAUUGAAUUGAAUGUCUAUACAUUUUCUUGUUUGAUCAAAAGUUUGGGUGGUGCUUCUGCUCUUUAUCAAGGUUUGAAGACUCAUGGGCUGUUAAUCAAGAAUGGGUUGAUUGAUGAUUCAAUCAUAAGUACUUGUUUGAUUGAUAUGUACUUCAAAUGUGGGAAAACAAAGCUUGCCCGUCUAGUUUUCGAAGAUAUUGAUGGUGAUCAAAGAGAUGUGGUCUUGUGGGGGGCAAUGAUUGCUGGUUUUGCACACAAUCGGCUUCGAUUCGAAGCUCUGGAGUACCUAAAAUGGAUGCAAAAAGAAGGAAUAUCUCCAAAUUCAGUAAUACUAACCACAAUCCUUCCUGUGAUUGGCGAAAUUUCGUCUAGAAAACUUGGUCAGGAGGUUCAUGCUUAUGUGAUCAAGACAAAGGAGUACUCGAAGCAAUUGUUCGUUCAGUCGGGUUUGAUCGACAUGUACUGCAAAUGUGGAGAUAUGAUUUCGGGAAGAAAGGUCUUUUAUGGAUCAACAGAGAGGAAUACUGUAUCUUGGACUGCACUUAUGUCCGGAUAUGCUGCAAAUGGCAGGCUCGAGCAGGCUUUGAGAUCGAUCGUUUGGAUGCAACAAGAACGGUUUAAACCUGAUGUUGUCACCAUUAACACCAUUAUUCCCAUUUGCGGAAAGCUUAAAGCUUUGAAACAAGGCAAAGAAAUCCACUGUUUUGCUGUUAAGAACAGUUUCGUUCAACAAGUAUCUAUAACGACCGCGUUGAUGAUGAUGUAUGCCAAAUGUGGUUAUCACGGUUAUUCCAUUAAACUGUUUGAUAAUCUGGACCGAAAAAACGUCAUUUGUUAUACAGCGAUGAUCGAAUCAUACAUUGAAUGCGGGUUUUUGGAUAAAACACUUGGUGUUUUUCGGUCAAUGGUGCUGUCGAAACACCGCCCGGACUCAGUAGCGACUUCGAGAAUGUUGAGCGUUUGCGGUGAACUUAAAGCGUUGAAACUGGGUAAGGAAAUUCACGGGCAAGUGUUGAAGAAAGAUUUAAUGUCGAUUCCGUUUGUUUCUUCAGAAAUCGUGAAGUUUUACGCGGUUUGUGGUGAAAUCAGCAAGGCGGCAUUGGCAUUUAAAGUGGUUCCAGUGAAGGGUUCGAUGACUUGGACCGCGAUCAUCGAGGCCUAUGGAUACAACUCUCGUUAUCAAGAAGCCAUCAAUCUUUUCGAUCAGAUGAUAACCGGGGGGUUCUCGCCAAACCAGUUCACUUUAAAAGCAGUUUUGCGUGUUUGUGAGCAGGCUGGAUUCGUAGAUGAAGCUUGCAGAGUCUUUCGGUUGAUAACUCGAAGAUAUAAAGUAGAAGUAACCGAAGAACAUUACUCGAGCAUCAUCAGAGUUUUGACGAGUUCGGGUCGAACUGAUGAGGCCGAAAGGUUCAGUCGAUUGAGGUCAUCUUUAUAACCUGCUGAAUGGUCAUUGUUUUAUUUAAAUUUUUAGGCAUAUGAAUGCCAGUUUUCUAUCUUUAUAAUCACC
Cynara cardunculus var. scolymus (artichoke) is the source of this 2151-nucleotide messenger RNA. RefSeq names its product pentatricopeptide repeat-containing protein At1g71460, chloroplastic. Bases 1 to 2079 code for a protein of 692 amino acids. Gene Ontology annotation, biological process: RNA modification. The transcript has a single exon. Lineage: Eukaryota; Viridiplantae; Streptophyta; Magnoliopsida; Asterales; Asteraceae. The record is from RefSeq and is a predicted model, not a curated record. Gene Ontology annotation, molecular function: RNA binding; protein binding.